Molecule: messenger RNA, 381 nt
Organism: Saccoglossus kowalevskii
Lineage: Eukaryota; Metazoa; Hemichordata; Enteropneusta; Harrimaniidae
Source: RefSeq, a predicted model, not a curated record
UGAAAAAUAUGGCGUGUGUUUGGAAGGAGUCCCAGAGCGACGACGAAGAAUUUACAUCUGUUUUUUCUGAUUACGACUUUAGCGACAGUGAUUUUAGCGACGAUGAAAAUAUUGUAGAAGACGGGAAAUCUAAGGUCGGACGAGCCGAUCGCCGAAAUUUACGUUUUUUAGAUGUUUACAUCGAGGUGAACUGUGAAGCCGACGGCGAUGCUGGAAAGUACAAAUGCACAGUGUGCUGUAAGCUCUUCAAGACUAAACAAGGAUGUAAAAACCAUCUCCUAAAUGGACAUAACAUUCGAGACCAUGGUACUGCACCAGGGGAUUCAAAUACGGAAGUAAACAAAGCGAAGACAAAACCAAAGACAAAACUAAAUACUAAAG